CGCGGGCAGCGCCGCUGAGGAGCCGCCGCUGCCGCCGCCCCGGGGGAGCCGCGCCGAGCCGAGCCGAGCCGCGCCGAGCCGCGCCGCGCCGCGGGGUUAUGAGGCCGGGCCCCGCCGCCACCUCCCCGUGAGGAGCAGCGGGCCCGUGGCGGCGCGGGGAGCGCGCCAGGCGCCGGGGCCGCCCCGCGGCAGGAAGCCAUUUUGUGGGCCCCCUCCUCCUCCUCCUCCUCCUCCUCCUCCUCCUCCCUCUUCUUCUUCUUCUUCUUCAGCCGCCGCCCUCGCGAGCGGCGCGGCCGGUGCUGCCGGGCGGGCGGAGCCGCGGCGGGAGCGCCCGGUGAAGGAGGGCGGGGGGGGCGGCGAGCGGGGGGCCAGAGCGGGCGGCGGCGGCCGCCGCGCCUCCCCAUGGCGAAGAAAACCUACGACCUGCUCUUCAAGCUGCUCCUCAUCGGGGACUCGGGGGUCGGCAAGACCUGCGUGCUCUUCCGCUUCUCCGACGAUGCCUUCAACACCACCUUCAUCUCCACCAUCGGGAUAGACUUCAAGAUUAAAACUGUUGAAUUACAAGGAAAGAAGAUCAAGCUACAGAUAUGGGACACAGCAGGGCAGGAGCGAUUUCACACCAUCACCACCUCCUAUUACAGAGGUGCCAUGGGCAUCAUGCUAGUAUAUGACAUCACCAAUGCCAAGAGCUUUGAAAACAUCAGCAAGUGGCUCAGAAACAUAGACGAGCACGCCAAUGAGGAUGUGGAGAGGAUGCUGUUAGGCAACAAGUGUGACAUGGAAGAUAAGAGAGUUGUCCCUAAAGCAAAAGGCGAACAGAUUGCUAGGGAGCAUGGUAUUAGGUUUUUCGAAACUAGUGCAAAAGCAAAUAUAAACAUUGAGAAGGCAUUCCUCACAUUAGCAGAAGACAUUCUUCGAAAGACCCCUGUAAAAGAGCCCAACAGUGAAAAUGUAGAUAUCAGCAGUGGAGGUGGGGUGACAGGCUGGAAGAGCAAGUGUUGCUGAACGUUCUCCUAUAUCACCAAUCGCCAUCCACCGCCCCUUUUUUCUCGCUGCAAAACAAACCACUCUGCCCGUUUUUAACCUUAAACCAAUGUUUUGUUCCUCAUCUUAACAAGCUCCUGUCUCCCUUUGGUUUUCUGUUUAGGACAGCUUGCGUACUAUAAUUUUUUUCAGCCACAUGUAUAGGAAAAUCAUCUCCGUGACUUCAUUUUUUUAAUGUACCUGCUCAACUUACCACUACGUUUUGGUUGUAUUAUAGUCCCGUUCCUCCUGACAUUAAAACAUAUAGCAAUCGUACUCAACUCUCUUCUGCAAAUUGUAUAAGAAUAAAAGUUAGAAUUAACAAUUUAUUUUGUACAACAGUGGAAUUUUCUGUCAUGGAUAAUGUGCUUGAGUCACCAUAUUCUCUAGAUGCAUCAGCAGGAGAGCCAGGAAAACACUCAUUUUCGCCUUGAGUCUGUGAAUGGGGUUUAUUUUGUCCUGUGCCUUACGUGGAAAGGAACUUUUGUUUUCACUUUUAUUUUCUUCUGGUGGAAGCAUGUGCAGGAGACAUACCAUCCAUACUUGACCAUUUUAAAAUACUGAACUCUUUUGUGAUUGCUUUCUGUAAUUGUUGGUGUAAUGCAUCGAGGACAAAGGGUGGUGAAAAAAAAAAAAAAAGCAAACAACAUUUAAUCUGCUGUGUCUCCUUUUUGGUGAUCUAGCCAUUCAGAACUGUUCCUGCUGCCAUUUUUUUUUUUUUUUUCUUCUCACUUGCAGCUCUUUCCUUUUGCCUGCAUGCUGCUUUUCUUUGCAUUUCUUCAUGGUGUGAUGUGUUAAUUAAAAGGAUGGCAACGUGGUAUGUUUGCCAAAAAUUUAAUACAAAGCACUGAUUUAGCUUUCAAGGUAAAAAUGUUGAAGAUACCUACUAAUUUCCCUCUAGCCAAUGUCAGUUCACUAGUAUAUCUUCUCUCUCCUCCUGCAUAGCCGUUGGGUUUUAUGAUAUGGAAGAGUUAUUUGCAUGCACUAGUUUUCUAUGGAGGGUGAUGUGGUUGUCUACUUCUAUGUGUAUGAAUAUAACAUGCAGUUCCCAAACUGACAGCAGUUAACAUGAACUUUUAAGUUCUCUCUUACUGUUAGCCGCUCCAACAAGUGGUUCGGUGGCCUAGCAAAAGGCUGAGUGAAACUCAAUUUAAGGGGAAAAAAAAAAAAAAAAAAAAAAAAAAAAGAGGAAAAAAAAAAAAAAAAAAGGAGAAAAAAAAGUUGGCAGUUUAAUUUAUUACCUCCCUGCAAACUUUCCAUUUUCCCAGUGUUACAAGCUGAGUCACUGGUACUUGGGGGCGGCGGGGGAGCCCCCGGGGAUUGACUGGCUUUCCCAGCCCGCGGCGGGCGCUGCCGUGGGGUCCCCCGGGGCCGUGGCAGCCUCCCCCCCCCCCCGGGCAGGAACGGGCUGACACCGUGGGGUCCCCGGGGCCCUGGCAGCCUCCCCCCGCGGGCAGGAACGGGCCAACGCUGCCCGGCUGGACCCGCGCUUGCCUGGCAUUUAAAAUACCACGCAGGAGAGCUGCUCCGGCCAAGGACAAAAAGAGAUUUUAAAUAGAUGCUUCUUCUUUCUCCCCCACCCCCCCCCCCCAGGCCUCACGUUCUCCUUUAAAGCUGGACAAGCUUGUGCCUCGCUCUUGUGGGUUUUGGACUGUCUCGGGUCAAUAAUUCAAGUAGUAACUAAGGCUGGUUCGGUUGUAACGAAAUGACGGUGUUUUAACACGGAACUCCCAGUUCUGAACGGCUUCCCCCGUAGCAACGAGACCGAGGUGUCUCCCUUUUUCCUCCGUGCUUUGGCAUUUUGUCUCUGUGUGUGUGUGUGUGUGUGUGUGUGUGUGUGUGUGUGUGUGAACCCUUCCCAGCCGAGGGGCUGUCGGGGUGGGGCAGGGCGCUGCGACGGGCGGAUCACCCGGCACCGUUGCGCUUGGCGCCCGCCGGCAGCGAUGUGAGUGGGGGACGGCUGCCUUUGGGUGAAAUCUGCACUUUCUCACAUGAUCAAAAAGGGAAAAAUGGAGAACGAGACAUCAAGGGGUUUUUUUUUUUUUGUAUAAUCCUUGUUUUAAACGUGAGCUUUUUAUUUGCUUCUGGGGGCUUCACUCCCUCUGUGUAAAUCCCUCGGGAUCCUUUGUAGACGCUGUGUUUGUUGCAAGCCAACAGGUAGAGAACAGGCCACUCGCUGGUACCACUAGCUACCACCUCCGUUCCCUAUUCUCCUUGCCGAGUUAAUAAACUGAAAUAUUUCUAGAUGGUCUUACUUCUGUUCAUAUAAAAACCAUGAAUUUUAACCGCGUGGCUUGGCGUUGUGUUGUGUUGUGGAGUGCAAGGCCCAGCCGAGGAGGAGUGAGCAACAAGAGUCGCUGCAGAUGCUAAAAGACAAAAAACAAAAACAAAACAACCAAACAAAAAGUAAUAAUAAUAAUGUUGGAGGAAUUUGCAGUAACUUUAUUUCUGCCGGUAUCUAAAUUUCCUGCUAGCUAGCAAACUAACUGCUUGUGAAACCUCUACUUGGAAGACACCCCCUCCCCAGCCCCGUGCGUGGAAUAAAGCCUCAGGCCAGCCCAGGAAAGGAGGCGAGAGCGACUGUCCCCGCGCCAGCCCCCGGCCCGCCGAGGAAGGCUCAGCCCUACCUGGUUUUGUCACAGCAAAAAAAAAAAAAAAGUAACGAUUAAAUUGGUCUUGAUAAAACUAAAACCCGAGGUUGAAUCGAUCCUACCCGUGCGUUUAACCGCUUGGGCGCUGCCCCGGGGAGCGGCUGGCGUGGGGCAGGGGAAAGGCGGCGCUUCCUCCUCUCGGACUUGGACGGUGGAAAAACAGCAUCAACUUAAGGUCUAGGAUUAAUUCCCAUGCCUACAAUUUUUUACUUAAUCUUUUAAUAUUUUUGCUACUCCACUCUGGCUUUUUAUUUAAGACACAUUCUUUUGUACCACUUACUGUAUCAAAUUGUAUAAAAGAUCACUGUCCCAUUCUUGGUCAUACCAAGAGCAAAUAAAAGCUUUUAUAAACUUGCA
This is a messenger RNA of Tyto alba (common barn owl), 4031 nucleotides long. It is a transcript of the gene RAB10, whose product is annotated as RAB10, member RAS oncogene family. The transcript has 6 exons. NCBI's taxonomy places the organism in Eukaryota, Metazoa, Chordata, Aves, Strigiformes, Tytonidae. Gene Ontology annotation, molecular function: GTPase activity; GTP binding. The coding region runs from base 403 to 1005 and encodes 200 amino acids. Gene Ontology annotation, biological process: cellular response to insulin stimulus. Gene Ontology annotation, cellular component: insulin-responsive compartment; Golgi apparatus; recycling endosome. The record is from RefSeq and is a predicted model, not a curated record.